Molecule: messenger RNA, 421 nt
Organism: Dentiscutata heterogama
Lineage: Eukaryota; Fungi; Glomeromycota; Glomeromycetes; Diversisporales; Gigasporaceae
Source: the annotation of a GenBank genome assembly
AUGCACCCAACACUUCAACUUUUCGCAAAAAAAAUAAGAGAGCAACAUGUAAAACGCGGACUAUUUGCCAGUGGUCGCCUAAAAUACCUUUAUCCAAAAAACGAUCCUUUGCCAGACCCACCACCUAAACCACCAAAAGUUAAAAAGGCUAAAAAAGAACCACCUUGGAUGGUUCAGCAAACUUAUAAACAAGCAUUGACAGGUCUUUAUGCUGGUAAACAUAUACAGUACGGUAAUCAAAUCUCUGAGUUCGGUAACAAAUCACGACGCACUUGGAAACCGAAUGUUCAAAAAGUAAAGUUAUAUUCGGAAGCUCUUAAUGAAAAAAUUCCGAUCAAGAUCACACCUCUUGCACUUAAAAUAAUGGACAGGAAAGGUGGAUUGGAUAAAUAUUUGCUUUCUAUGAGAGAUAAAGACCUAG